GAUAAAGACGUCGUUCUGGCCCACUACAUCCUGGUGGGCGUUUGUGCCGCAUACAUCCCUAUCAUCAUUUGCUUUAACUCCCUUGCGUUCUGGGGAACCAUGCUCUACCCAGGCUUCCACAAUCCAAACAACUAUUUACUCCUUAGCCUGUCCAUAGCGGACUUUUUGACCGGAUGUUUUUGUUUACCCAUGUACAUACUCAGUUAUCUCCCCUACACGUAUAAGUUCGUCUUUACCAACAAGUACGUGUGCCUGACCUGGUUUGCAUCGAUUGAGAUCGGCCUUGGAGGCUCAGUGGCCAGCCUGUUUUUUAUCACCACCGACCGUUACAUCGCCGUGAUGUGGCCACUGAGGUACCAACAGAUCGUGAGGGUGUCAAGAACAAUCAAAGCGAUUAUUUGUAUGUGGUGUGCAUUGUCGCUUCUGGCCUUCGCACCGAUAAUGUUUGAUUGGAACCAGUACGACCCGACACUCCUGCCGUUGACGGCGCGUUGCAACUUUCACGUGACCUUGUCCAAAUCAUACGUCAUCAUUGCCACUUUCGGCAGCGUCUUAACCACUCUCCUGAUAUGCACCAUUCUCUACGUCCACAUAAUAAUCGUCUCUCAGCGACAGGCUCGGUCCUUUAGAAGCACGAUCUCAAGCUUGCAUCCAGAAGAGAUUCGAAAAUACAAAAAUCACAUGAGCUCUGUCAAGAUGACAUCGUUUCUGAUGAUUCUGUUCAUCGUGUUGCUGACUCCGUCCAUGCUGGUGGCGCCGUUCAAGUACUACAACGUGUUCUCCCAAAAGAACAUCGAGAUCAUGAGGGUUUCGGCCCUUCUGUUGACCUUCACGAACUCUGUGGUCAACGUGCCGAUCUACGCAUUUUAUAUGAAAGAGUACAGAGCAGUGUACAUGUUGAUGCUUCGCAGA
This is a messenger RNA of Lymnaea stagnalis (great pond snail), 912 nucleotides long. NCBI's taxonomy places the organism in Eukaryota, Metazoa, Mollusca, Gastropoda, Lymnaeidae. The record is from the annotation of a GenBank genome assembly.